AAGAACGAAAGCUUCUCGCUCUCUCUCUCUCUCUCUCUCUCUCUCUCUCUCUCUCUCAAACUCUCAAACUCUCUCUCAAACUCUCUCAAAUCUCUCAAACUCUCAAACUCUCAAACUCUCUCUCUCAAACUCUCUCUCUCUCUCUCUCAAACUCUCUCUCUCUCUCUCUCUCUCUCUCUCUCUCUCUCUCUCUCUCUUUUCCUCUCUCUCUCUCUCUCUCUCUCUCUGAAAUUUCGUUUUUCAUCAUUUUCCAAAAGGUACUGACUUGGGGCGUAAAGAGAGAGGGUGUGUGUGUGUGUGUGUGUGUGUGUGUAAGAAAGAAGACAAAAGAGCUCUUUUGGCUCGUGCUCUUUGCUCAUCCUGUUGGCUGGACCCGUGCGCAAGAAGAUUGUGCCACCGCCAGCAUGUCGCGGCGUGCGGAGGAGCUUCUCAAUGCGGACACGGACAACUAUUAUGCUGUCCUGAACGUCCCCAAGGAGGCAACUGCCGAUGAAAUUCGUGCUGCGUUUCGUCGCCUCUGUGUCUUCUAUCACCCAGACAAGCACACCAAGCCAGAAGCACAAGAGCUGGCCAGCACUCUCUUUCCCAAAAUUCAGCGCGCUUACGCCGUCCUUUCCGACCCGCAAACCCGGGCCAUCUACGACCUUUAUGGCGCUGCCGGUGUUGAGGCUGGCCAUGAGCUCGCGCCAUAUUACAACACCGUGGCCGAGCUCAAGGCAGAAUAUGACAUGCUGCAGCGCAAGCAAGAACACGAGCGCCUUCUUGCCAUGUCCGCGCCUCGGGGCUCGCUGACGUUGAACUUGGAUGCCCGAGAUGUUUUUCAAGCCGACCCCGAUGAGGACGAAGGGCCUCUGGCGUACGUGACGAAGCACCUCGCCUGUAGGCAAACUCCUGAACCCAACGCCAUGCUUCAUCUGAGACUCACGGACCAACACGCCUGCUCUAGUCUGAUGAACCGAGUAUACAUCUCGGGCAUGAGCAUUGAUCAGUCUGUUCGGACACAAUUGACUUCCAAGGACACUUUGCAGUUGGAUGGCUUUCUGGUAUCGCGGGACUCGCGGAGCGGCGGGACCCUCAUCUCCACUUGGAAGCGGCAAUGGGACCAAGGAUGGGCCACUGAGAGUUCUUUGGGUGUGGGUGACAGUCGUUUCGUGGCCCUCAAGGCACAAAAGACGCUGGAACAGGGGAGGUGCGUUAGUGCGGCCCAAAGAGAGAGAAACAGAGAGAGAGCGAAGCACUGCGCCUCAUCUUCGUGUCGUGACCCUUCUCCAUGGGCUCUAUCAUGGCCUAUCACAAUUAGUUUUGCAGUUUUUGAGUCCAGCUUGCGCGAGCUGCACGUUCGCAACCGCACAGCCGUGGCCAUGUCGGCCAGCGCAACCGUGUAUCGGAGCUUGGCGCAGCAUUUGUAUGGCCUUCUUCAGUGGCAGAUCGGAUCGGACUCGGCUAUGAAGACAGCCAUUGUCUAUGACGACCAGCGCAUUGCUUCGCGCUUUGAAUUCAAGAUGGGCGCCAGCGACACGGCUGCCUCAACCUCCGUUACCUACCCGCUGACCGACGCCACCAAGAUCAAGCUUUCAGCCAUGGUUGGCUUGAAUGGCUUUCAAGUGGGCUAUAGCCUGAAGCACGCCAUCACAGAGCACAGCGCGCUGGGGCUGUCACUGGGUUGCCAUUCCACCGAUGGCAUUGUUGUCAAAGCCAAAUUUGAAACCAUGCAUCAGACAUAUGGUCUUCCCAUCUUCCUCAGUGAUGAGCUGAUGCUUGAGCCCAUCAUCUACGGCACCUUUUUCCCGAUUGUCGGCUUUUUCGCGGCCAAGCACUUGAUCAUUGAUCCUUGGCAACGAGCUCAAGAUCGACGCAAGAAUGAGGAGCGCCGGCGCCGAAAUCGUGCGGCCGUUCAGGUUCGCCGUCAAGAAGCCUUGGCUGCUGUCCAACUAAUGCAAGAAACUGUUGAGCGCAAAAUUGCUGCGGAAGAGAGUCGUGGCGGUUUGAUUAUUAUUCAAGCGUGGUAUGGCCAGCUAGCAUCUGAUUCGUCUCCUGCUGCCCAAGAUAGCACAGUGAUCGAUGUGACCAUCCCCUUGCAAUGCCUGGUCAAGGACUCAGCUCUGCAACUCCACGCUACGUCCAAGGCGAGUAUUGUGGGUUUCUAUGACCCAUGUCCCGAGGAUGCCAAGCAGCUCCGUGUACUUUACCGCUUCCGUGGUGCCUUGCACGAGGUGACCAUUGAUGACCUGGAAGAGCUUCGCAUGCCGCUUCGUUCCCAUGCUCGCUCCCGGCCUGCCGCUUCGGCCUCGAAUUAAGACAGAUACUUGA
Molecule: messenger RNA, 2310 nt
Organism: Monosiga brevicollis MX1
Lineage: Eukaryota; Choanoflagellata; Craspedida; Salpingoecidae
Exons: 17
Coding region: 405-2297 (630 amino acids)
Biological process (GO): cristae formation
Source: RefSeq, a predicted model, not a curated record